AUGGCUCUCAACGGGUCUGGUACCUUUCAUCGCACUCGCGAGCACGAAGGAGAGGAUCGUUCGCAGAUCACGCAAAACAUCUUGGACGAAUCGUGGAAGAAAUGGCCCAACGAAGCCGCUUUUGACCACCUUGAAGAACAUCGCGGUCCCCUCCGCCUCAACCUCAAAGGCUCCAUCCCCUCAUGGGCUGCUGGCGCUCUCUUCCGCACCGGCCCCGGCCAAAGCCGUGUCGAGAACACAAUCCGCGGCACGCACUUUACCACACACUGGUUUGACGGCUUUGCCCAAACGCAUCGCUUCGACAUCGUUGUCCCUGAUGACGGCGGUGAUGUCCAGGUGUGGUACUCUUCCAGACGCCAAGCCGAGUCGUGGGUCGAGAGCGUCAAGAAGAAGGGAUGGCGAGCCGGCAUAACGUUCGGACAAAAGGCAGAUCCCUGUGUGGGCAUCUUUGCCAAGUUCAUGAGCCACUUUGAGCCCAAGUAUGGAAACAACAAUGUCACCGUAUUGCCCAAUAAUGGCCCCGCAAACGGAAACGGGGCUACGCCUCCUGCAGCUCCUCUCGGCCAUCGUGCGAAUCUAUCCAAUGUCUUCACUGCAACCGACUUUGCCGGCAUCCGUCGCAUCGAUCCCACCACCCUCGAGCCCCUCGGCCUCGCUAUGCAGAGCGCCCUCGACCCUCUCCUCAGCGGACCCUGUUCAUGCGCCCACGCCCAGCGCGAUCCUAUAACCGGAGACUUCUUCAACUACAACCUCGACUUUGGUCGAUACCCGACCUACCGCAUCUUCCGAGUCGAUGCAGCCUCGGGUAAGACGGAGAUCCUCGCUACGGUGACGGACCCGAACGUCCCGCCUGCGUAUCUGCACAGCUUCUUUCUCACGGAGAACUAUGUCGUCAUUUGUAUCCCAUCAUCGCACUAUGCGUGGAGUGGACUGAAGAUGUUGUGGAAGAGCAACAUCCUCGAUUCUAUUCUCCCAUUUGACGAGGGCAAGAAAUGCAAGUGGCUCAUUGUUGAUCGACGGCAUGGAAAGGGGCUUGUGGCUACUUUUUCGACGCCUGCUGCCUUCUUCUUCCACUCAGUCAACGCUUUCGAAGAACAUGUCAAAGAUGAAAAUGGCAAGGAGCACACUGAGCUCUGCUUUGACCUGUCCAAGUAUCAAAACAUGGACAUCAUCAAGGGAUUCUACUACGAUGUAAUCCUCGACCGCAACGACGCCACAAAGAAGUACUGGUUUGAGGGCAAGCGAUACGAGAAUUCGUUCCCUAUCUUUACCAGAUACCGCUUCAGAAUGCCUACAGGGGGGGCGGACAUGACAUUUUCGGCCACGGCGAAGGAGGACCUCUGCAUCCCAACGCCCCACGCCGGCGAGCUCUCAACCAUCCAUCCUCUCCGUUUGGGGAAGCCUUAUCGCUUUGUCUACGGUGCGACUCUGCGUGGCCUCGGCACCAUUGUUGAUGCGCUGGUCAAGACGGAUGUGACUACAAGGGAGGCGCUGAUCUGGAGUGGACCAGAAGGGCAUACACCAGGAGAACCUGUUUUUGUUCCACGGCCUGGGGCAGAGGAUGAGGAUGAUGGCGUAGUUCUAAGCGUGGUUGUUGAUGGCGUUACAGAGACCACCUAUCUCUUGUGCUUGGAUGGUAAGACGAUGGAGGAGCUGGGGAGAGCCGAGGCAGACUUUGCCAUCGGGAUGGGAUUCCAUGGCGUUCAUAUUCCAGUUGCACAGUGA
Molecule: messenger RNA, 1725 nt
Organism: Fusarium vanettenii 77-13-4
Lineage: Eukaryota; Fungi; Ascomycota; Sordariomycetes; Hypocreales; Nectriaceae
Exons: 3
Coding region: 1-1725 (574 amino acids)
Biological process (GO): carotene catabolic process
Molecular function (GO): carotenoid dioxygenase activity
Source: RefSeq, a predicted model, not a curated record